AUGUCUUUUAGAAUAUAAGUCACAGACCCUGUGAAAGAUAAAAUUUCUAUCUUGGAAGUAGAAUAAACGCUCACUGUAUUGGAUUUGAAGGCAUUAAUAGAAGUUGAAUUCUAAAUAGCAGUAGCCAGAUAAUUAUUGAUUUACGGAGGAAAAGUCAUGAUUGAUAAUGAUACUCUCUCAAAGUAUAAUAUGCAGAACGAUGAUUUGGUUCUUAUUGAAAGGAAAUAAAAAUAAUAAAGAACCCCUUUGGAAUAAGAAGCCAUCAAAUUGAUCAAGCAUUGCCAAUAAAAUCCUCAUUUGAUUGAGGGAAUGAGAAGCAAGGAUCCAAAAUUGGCAGAAUCAAUUGAAAAUAAAAAAUUAGCAGGUGUCAUAGAGUACAUUUAAUAAUAAAAAUAAAAAAAAUUCUAAGAAUAGUAAGAAUACAUACGAAAGAUGUAGCAAUUGGAGUAGGAUCCCCUUAACCCUGAAAAUUAAAAACUUAUUGAGGAGAUGAUCAACAAAAAAAAUAUUGAAGAGAAUCGAGAAUAUGCUUAAGAAUUCAUUCCUGAAAGUUUUGGAACUGUCACUAUGUUAUAUAUUGAAUUGUCAAUUAAUCGUCAUCCUGUUUAGGCUUUUGUUGAUAGUGGAGCACAAAGUACAAUAAUGUCAAAAGCAUGUGCAGAAAGAUGUGGAAUUAUGAGAUUGGUAGACACGCGUUUUUAAGGUAUAGCUUAAGGAGUUGGAACAUAAAAAAUUAUCGGAAGAAUUCAUGUUGUGGAAAUGUAAAUAUUAGAUCAAUUUUUACCAUGUUCUUUAACUAUUUUGGAUGGAGAUGGCAUUGAUUUUUUGUUUGGAUUAGAUAUGCUUAAAAGAUAUUAAUGUAAUAUCAAUUUAAAAGAUAAUUGUUUAAUAUUUCCAAAUGAAAAGUUGAAUGUACAAUUUCUUCCAGAAGGUUAGAUUCAUCGAAGGAUAAGUAUAUAAUAAGAAUAGGAAAUCUUAAAAAGACAAAACAGCGAAUCUUAAAUAGAAGAAGAAUAGCCUAUUAAAAUUUCAACUUAACCAGAAUAAUAAUAAUAAUAAUAAUAAUAAUAACAAUAAUAAUAAUAAUAAUAAUAAUAAUAGCAACCCAAUACUCAUACUAGACAUCCAGAAUCUUCAAUACAAGCAAUUAUUAAUAUUGGAGCUUCAAGAGCUGAGGCUAUUAUUGUAUUAGAUUAGACAAAUGGUAAUUUAGAAAUAGCAGCAUCAAUUAUAAUGUAGUAAAAAUAUGGUUUUAAUUGA
Messenger RNA from Paramecium tetraurelia, 1260 nucleotides. RefSeq lists its product as uncharacterized. The transcript has 5 exons. Gene Ontology annotation, molecular function: aspartic-type endopeptidase activity; protein binding. The record is from RefSeq and is a predicted model, not a curated record. Lineage: Eukaryota; Ciliophora; Oligohymenophorea; Peniculida; Parameciidae. Gene Ontology annotation, biological process: proteolysis.